AUGGAAGAAUCAGUCGCCGAUUCUGAGGGACAGUCGUCGAAUCUGGACUUCAAGCAGAAAGCAUCCCUAUCGCUUGAAGAUUUAGUCGAUAGAAUCUUUCCUAGAUUGAACUUGAAGCUUUUCUUACUGUUUCUGAGUGCUCUGAGCACUAUUUUCCAUGCUGCUGCAGUGACAUAUGUAACCGCCCUCGCUGGAAACAUACCAUACAAGGAUUGGGUAUGUGUUUCAGAGGAUUGUGUGUCACUCUUCAGAACCGCAUCAGCAGCCGGCUUGGAAGGGGACUUCUUCUCACAGAAGACGAUCUGCGAAAACAAUUUAGUAGCUGGCACCGAUUUUGAUUGGACGACUCAAAAGACAACUUUCACGACGGAUUGGAACAUAUAUUGCAAGGACGAGGCCAAGUUGUCCCUCAUCUCCAGUAUCUCCUUUUUUGGAGCUCUCUUUGGUUUACUGUGUUCAACAGCCAUAUUCGACAGAAUAGGCCGGAAAAGAGGUGCCCUCCUAGGCUGUGUUAUUGUAACAAUGGGAACAGCUGCCAGUGCUGCUGCUCCCAACUACCAGACACUGCUAGUCCUGAGGGUCAUAUCAGGGUUCGGGCUCCUGAUCAACUACACCGGCUCCUACUGCUGGAUCAUAGAGUUCGCACCCACUCACCUCAGGAACCUUGUGAGUGGGUGCUAUAAUCUGGGAUGGACGUGUAGCUAUGUGAUGAUGGUGGUGCUAGGGUACCUUAUAGACAAGUGGGAACAUCUCUACCUUGCGGUGGGUGGGCUCUGUGUUUUUAGUUUAGUCAUGUUCUUCAUUACUCCGCUUCCUGAGUCUGCUCGCUUUCAUCUGGUCAGAGGACGGGACGAGGAGGCAAAGAAAACCUUAGAAUAUCUGUCCAACAUCAGUGGGCACCCAAUUUCUUUCGGUACCGUUCAUCUUGUAUACGACAAAAGAGUGCAGAACUACUUGAAGUCCCUCCUAUGUAUGGUUGGCUGGUUUCUAGCCGCUCUGAUAACCUACGCUUACACGUUCGGAUGGAGUAAGAUAGGUACUGAUCUGUACACCAGCUACAUGUCUGCUGCCCUCGGAGGAGGACUUGGAUACAUCCUCUCUAUCCUUGUCUGUCGGGUCCUCGGGAGAAAGCGAGCAACCUUGUUCUUCUUCGGUUCUGUUGCUGUGGUGAAUGUCAUCGCCAUGCUGGAUGUGGACCUCUCAGACACGUGGACUUUAGAGCACGUGGCGAGUUUGCUGGGGAAUGUGAGUAUUCUAGGAGCGUUUGCAAUGUUGUAUCUCUACACCGGGGAACUGGCUCCAACCUCGCACCGUGGUAUGAUCAUGUGUCUCAGUUCUAGCUGUGCUCGAUUCGGCAGCUUUAUUGGCCCGUAUGUGAGCUUGUUGUACGGGGUGACUGAUAGGAAGAUCCCUUUGGCUCUGUUUGCUGGUUUGUCCGUGUGUGCGUUUGUGGCAGUCUUGUUCCUUCCUGAUACUACUGGAGUUGGGAUACCAGAGACACCCAAAGAUAUUGAGAUCGUGAGCGAAGAAAAGAACGGGGUUGAUAAUGCUUGUAGUCAAUAA
Messenger RNA from Bolinopsis microptera, 1563 nucleotides. RefSeq names its product organic cation/carnitine transporter 2-like. The record is from RefSeq and is a predicted model, not a curated record. Gene Ontology annotation, biological process: transmembrane transport. The transcript has 2 exons. NCBI's taxonomy places the organism in Eukaryota, Metazoa, Ctenophora, Tentaculata, Lobata, Bolinopsidae. Bases 1 to 1563 code for a protein of 520 amino acids. Gene Ontology annotation, molecular function: transmembrane transporter activity.